Molecule: messenger RNA, 1014 nt
Organism: Brenthis ino (lesser marbled fritillary)
Lineage: Eukaryota; Metazoa; Arthropoda; Insecta; Lepidoptera; Nymphalidae
Source: the annotation of a GenBank genome assembly
AUGUGGGUGAAGUGGACUUUAAGUAUAUUAUUAGUAUCGCGUGUGUCGUCGUGGACCGUGGAUCUUGAUGAGGUGGAGAAGUUGGAGAACAGCAGGGAUGAGAAUGUUGAAAAUGAUGUAUACUACAAUUACGCCGAAGGCUAUGGAUAUCAAAAUAUUACGGUGAAAAAAGUGAACAGCACGAGUAUACUGAGUGACGGCAGCGCCUACCUCGAGGGUCUCAGCAGAGCGCUGAUGGCGUACCGCGACACUUUGAGCAACUGCAGUCAAAUGAAUUUUACUGCGACGGAGAAUAAAACUCCGCACGUAGGUGAGGUUUCAGAAGAUUCAAAAGCGUGUCAGACAGCUGCCAGGAACAGGGAGUACGUGCAGCGUCUGUCAGACCUGGCGCUCCUCACCACCAACAGGUUGCGAGAUAAAGCUUAUGAUAAAAAGGAGAAGGAUGAUCCCAAGGUUGAAAACGAGUUGCUGCUGCAGCUGGCUUGGUUCCUGGACCGCCUCGCGCUGGUGACCGGCUACGAGCCCAACCCCAAACAGUACAUUCACCAAGAAACAGAAGCUACGAAGCAACACAAAGAACAAGCACAAAACAGUAAAGCAUCUCAAGAGCUAUUGGAGCAAGUUGAAAAUAAUCGUCCGUUGAUAAAACUCCCGCCAAAAAAUAUGACAGCUGUCAAAUCUGUUCGGAAACGUUCCGUUAAUAGAAAUGUCAACGAUUCAUUGAACAAAGUGUUAACGUACUAUGUGAAAUAUAAGGUUUGGAAUGGCGCAAAUUCGAAUAGUUCACGAGAAAAUUUAAAUUUCGAUACAGAAAAUCAUUUAAAAGCUAAAUCUAUUAAGAAAAGAUCAGUUAAAAAGAAAAUUAAUGUUGUGCAUAGUUUUAAAAAUAAAAAUGAUGGCAGAAGAAGUAAAGUAACGAUAACAAAAAUGGCCAAAAAUUUAAAAUUCAAAGCCAAAGCUAAAGUGUCAAAACCAUUGAAAAAUGUGAAACAAACUUCUAUACUGAUUAAUUUC